Messenger RNA from Chenopodium quinoa (quinoa), 795 nucleotides. RefSeq lists its product as uncharacterized. Gene Ontology annotation, molecular function: nucleic acid binding. Bases 1 to 795 code for a protein of 264 amino acids. Lineage: Eukaryota; Viridiplantae; Streptophyta; Magnoliopsida; Caryophyllales; Amaranthaceae. The record is from RefSeq and is a predicted model, not a curated record. The transcript is spliced from 2 exons. Gene Ontology annotation, biological process: DNA integration.
AUGCCCCAAACCGAGAUUCUUGAAGUAGAAAUAUUUGAUGUUUGGGGUAUUGAUUAUAUGGGGUCGUUCCCAUCUUCCAAUGGGAAUUGCUACAUACUCGUAGCCGUCGAUUAUGUGUCUAAGUGGGUCGAGGCCUUAGCUUCACCAACAAACGAUGCCAAGAUAGUCAUCAAGCUCUUCAAGAAGACCAUAUUUCCGAGGUUUGGUGUUCUACGGGCUAUUGUUAGUGAUGGAGGUAAUCACUUCCAUGAAAGACAAUUGGAUUACCUACUUAAGAAGUAUGGUGUAUAUCACAGAACCGGGCUUAGUUACCACCCUCAAACUAGUGGUCAAGUUGAGGUCUCUAAUAGGGAAAUCAAGGCGAUCCUAGAAAAGGUAGUAGCCAAGUCAAGGAAAGAUUUGAGUAUGAAGCUUGAUGACACACUUUGGGCAUACCGAACAUCAUUCAAGACACCAAUUGGUACUUCGCCUUAUAGAUUAGUCUAUGGUAAGGCGUGUCAUCUUCCCGUGGAGUUGGAGUACAAAGCUUUUUGGGCAAUCAAGGAGCUUAACAUGGACUCUAAGGUCGCGGGAAAGCUGAAGUCUAGGUGGUCCGGUCCCUUCACUGUCACAAGGGUGAACAAAUUUGGCUCGGUAGAGUUGGUCAAUGAUAAGGGUGAAGAGUUUAAGGUAAAUGGCCAACGAUUGAAAGUGUAUCAUGAGGAUACUACUAGUAAAGAUGUGGAGGAAACCUUCCUAACUCCACUUCUAACCUUAGCAUCAAGGUGGUCAGAGGGUCGUGUGGGACCUAGAUAA